Helobdella robusta is the source of this 639-nucleotide messenger RNA. RefSeq lists its product as hypothetical. The coding region runs from base 1 to 639 and encodes 212 amino acids. NCBI's taxonomy places the organism in Eukaryota, Metazoa, Annelida, Clitellata, Rhynchobdellida, Glossiphoniidae. The record is from RefSeq and is a predicted model, not a curated record. The transcript has 2 exons.
AUGGGAAAAGUUAGUGAGAUUCCAAAUUUCAGCUGGAGCUGGGAUGAUUGUCUGGUUCACGUUAAGAAUUUAAAUGUAUACAAUGAGUUGAAUGCUAAGCAGAGGGAAAUGAAGGAGGAACUGGUUAGGUUAAAAGUUAAAAGUAAUGAGAUGGUGAAGGAAAUUUCAGCCUUAUCUGAUAAAAAUGAGAAAAAAUUUAUAGCACUGCAAAAUGCAAUUAUUGACAUUUCUAAAAAUUUAAAAGCUUCUCUCAAUAAAAGUUGGGCUGAAGUUGCAGGGUUAUGUAGAGUUUUCGUCGACACCGUGAAGGAUGCUGCGGUGUUCUCCCCUACCACCUCUUCCGUCGACGCGCUCGUCGUUGCCGCUAUCCUCGCUGCGUCGGCGAUCGUCGACACGGUAGGGUCGGUGUCGGUCAUCAGCACCGUGGCAAUCGCACACGCCAUCUGUCGCUGGAUACCACACACCCUCACUCAGGCGGUCGUUCCCUUGGCCGAGACUCGCCGGUCUACAAUAUCUUCUACCGACCUCAGGGUCGGAAUAUACGGGCCGGGCAAAAGAGAUAAAGAGAUGUUUCACCCUUCUUGCCGGGCGUACGGACCGGUCUUUCCGCACGCUCGCAAGGCUUCUCUCAAGCGUUGA